This is a messenger RNA of Clunio marinus, 424 nucleotides long. The record is from the annotation of a GenBank genome assembly. Lineage: Eukaryota; Metazoa; Arthropoda; Insecta; Diptera; Chironomidae.
GUUAAAAGCAAUUAUUUUUAUAUCAUUUCAUCUUAUUUUAGGACUGGAAAAAUAUGCACUUUGUGUGUUUUGCUAAAGCAAAAGUUGAAGAUGUAUUAACAACAUUGUUAUCAUGUUUGGGUUAAAGUUUAAAGUUAAGUUGAAUUUUAAGACAUUCUUCUAUUAUUCAGACGAUUCCUUGGCAAAGUGUUUGAAGAUAUCAUCAAUCAGACAAUCAUCCAGAACUUUCCUUUCGAGUUUCUAUCAAGUUUUACCGAAUGGAUAAUUUGUUUUAAAAGUAGUCAAUGAAAAAGUUGCUGUCAAUUCUUAAUCAAGAGUUUAAUUGUUUUUAUAUUUAAUGUCCAUUUAGAAUAAGUAAGACAGAUAGCACUAACAAUUAGUUAAUAAUAAAUCAUUUAAAUACUCUAAAGCUUUUAGUUUUUAC